Messenger RNA from Neltuma alba, 1178 nucleotides. RefSeq lists its product as uncharacterized. The record is from RefSeq and is a predicted model, not a curated record. Bases 190 to 966 code for a protein of 258 amino acids. Lineage: Eukaryota; Viridiplantae; Streptophyta; Magnoliopsida; Fabales; Fabaceae. The transcript is spliced from 3 exons.
CGUUAUCACUCUCUCUCUCUCGUUCCUCUGCUUCUUUUUCUGGAUAAAAGAGGAAAAAAACCAGCGACGAUUUCAGACUCCAACGUUAUCAUUGACAACUCUUUCCACAAUUCGGAUAACGUGAGAGGGGGAAAAAAAUCAGAGAUUUGGAAGAAUCUCCAUAAGCUUAUUAUUAUUAUCAUUACACAGAUGAAUGCCUUUUGGGUUUCGUUGAAGGAGAAUGUUAAGUGUGGAAAUAAGCUCACUGAUGUGGUGAUAAGGCAGCAACCUGCCGUGAGAAGUGGAAAAGAAAACAGAAAUAUGAACAACAGAGAUAAUAAUGAUGAUGGCCAUUCAAAUCCUUUGGCAUCUCAGGCUAGUCUUGUAGCUACCACACCAAGCAUGGAUCCACCAAAGCUUCAUGAAACCGACAAACUCAGUAUAGGAGACCCAUCAAGGAAAAUUGUUGAGAUGAUAUUUCACAAAGCUUGGAUGAACACCUCAACUCCACAGAAAAAGGUCAGAACAGUUUUCAAGGUGAGCAUUUCACCGGAAAUGCUUGAGAGAUUUGAGAACUACAGAGAAGUGGUUAAGAAAAAAGCCUGUGAGCAAAAUCCAAGGCAUCCCAGAAGCAUUGUUGAUGGGAAUGAACUUCUGAGAUUCUAUGGCACCACAAUGAGGUGUUUCCAAGGAAAAUCCGUGCAGAAAGUUAAAUAUCUCUGCAAUGAUCCAUCUUGUAGUGUUUGCCAAACAAUUCAGUUCAACUUUGACACAGAAUUCUCCAGAAUGUCCUCUGCAAGAGCGAAGACUGAGAGAAGUGCUGUAAUAGUUUGCAGGAUCAUUGCUGGAACUUCGGUACACGAAGUUAAUGGUCAAAUUGAAGGGUCUUGUUCAAAUGGGGUAGGGAAAAUGCAAUUUAGUUUGGACAAGUUUGUUGAUAGAAAUCCCAGUGCUAUACUUCCAUGUUUUGUUUUAGUUUUUGAUUGACAUGUACUGUAGGCUUAAAAUGACCACUACUAUUAUAGGUUAAAUUACUUACUAUUCUAGUUUCAAAGCUUGUAAUUGAGCCUCUGUCACUUGAAAUACGAAUAUCUUCUUUGAUUUGAUCCUUGCUAAUUAUACAUCAAUAUGUUCUAAUGUUAUCCCAUCCACUUUAUUUAGCCCUUUAGCAUUAAAUAUAAUAGAGGUAAGUGAUUUCA